Molecule: messenger RNA, 4017 nt
Organism: Misgurnus anguillicaudatus (oriental weatherfish)
Lineage: Eukaryota; Metazoa; Chordata; Actinopteri; Cypriniformes; Cobitidae
Source: RefSeq, a predicted model, not a curated record
AUUAAACUCCAUGACAACCAUACUGUAGAACACAUCGUUGUCAUGGAACCAUUAUGACAUCACACUCGGUGCCUAUAAAAACGCUCAGCCAGAUGAGACCGGUAUCAUUUGGCUGAUCUGAACGCUUGCCUUUGGUUGACUCCGAACGCUACUGUACAGAUUACCAAGUGAAUUUUGCAGACUUUCAAAAAGUUCGCAGCUUUAAACUGCUCGACGCACUGUGUACAGACAGACAGUUUACUUAGAUUUCAACCCUCUGUGAACCGAGUCUAGCACAGUUAAGUCUUUCAGUUAUUUUUUCACAUCAUGUUUCGUCCUGUAACACCAUUGUCCGACAAGGACAUGGAAGGAGCAGAUGUUGAAAAUAUGGAUUUUAUUCUGCCGAAUGCUGUGCCGAACUGUGACUAUGUCCUUGAUAUCGGACUUUCGUCACAAGUCGGGCGCGCUGCCGGCUGUUUAAAUCCAUGUGGAGGAGAGGAGGAUGAUGAGGAGGAGAUGGUGGAUGUUUAUCCAACACAUGAGGCGAAACGCCAAAGAGUGUUAGGAUGUGAUGACCGUGGAAUGGAUUUUGUUCUUCCGUGUGCUGUCCCUGAAAUUGUCCCGAACAACGGACAUUUGUUAGACAGACGCGCCGGGAGUUCACAUCCACGAGGAGGAGUAAAGGAGUUUACUCCUGCAUUUGAGGAGGCGAACAGCCCCACAGAAAAAUGCAAGAAUACAAUCUUUAAAUCAAUAAAGAAGGGGUGGAACAAUGUAAAGCAGCCAUUCCUUCGUAAUGAUAAAGUGGAAACACUGAUUCCUUCAGAGCUUAAUGCGGAUUCAGCUAAUCCUAAUCUAAAGGAUGAAGCUGGUCUGGCCAGCUCUGAAUUAAACAAUAAGAUCAAACCGGAAAAACAACGAAUGGCAUUCUUUGACUGUCUCCGGAGGGGCAAGGUGGAGUCAGUGCCGACUCCCCUGCUUAAAGCGGAUCCAGCUAUCCCUAAUGUUAGGGAAGUUGUUGAUCUAGCAUCACAGUCAAAGACCUACGUUGUUCCGAAGAAACAGAAACAAAAGGCUUCAAAGAGCCGCAAAUCUAACCUCCAGGGAGAAAAAGUGACUGUUGUGCCAACUCAACAGCCCAAGGCCAUUUCAGAUAUUCCUGUUGGCAUGGAUGUUCCUGAUCUGGCCUGCCCCCAAUCAAAACCAAAGAUUUGUCCGGAUAAAGGCAUGACAUUGUGGGAACGCUUGCUUGGAUGCUUCCGGAGGGGCAAAGUGGAGUCGAUGCCGAUUUCACAGAUUGAGGCCGAUCCAGCUAUCCCUGAUGCCAGGGAAGUUGUUGAUCUGGCAGAUUCUCAAUCGAAGAGUGUUGGCUUAAAGAAACACAAACAAAAGGCUUCAAAGAGCCGCUUAUUUCACAACCCUUUGAGAAAAAAAGGUAAAAAAGUGAAAAAAGAUGCCGAUCCAGCUAUUCCUGAUGCCAUGGAUGGUGCGGAUCUGGCCAGUUUUGGUGGCAUCGCUGCAGCCAAUGCCAGGCUACAGACGUUAGGUGCCAUUAAAGAGAAUAUUGGGUUAAAAGGUGGCGGAAAUCCCGACCCAAAUAAAGCUAAAAAUCCUGGGUCAAAAGAAGAUGGAAAUCCUGAGGCAAAAGCCCUUGAAAAUCCCAGAAAUCCCUUACCAGAAGAUGAUAAAGUUGUCAGGCCAAAAGUUAUAAAUUUUGUUCAACAAGCUUUUGAACCGCCAAGCGAGAAGAAACCAGCUGAUCCCUCAGUGCCUAAAGACACCUUUGAUUCUAAAUAUCAACUCUUGAAGGAUAAAGUGCUUGGGAAAGGUUUUGGUGGCAAAGUGUACAAAGGGAUCCGUAAAUCAGAUGGCACUCCGGUUGCCAUCAAGCGAAUAAGCAAACGAAAGAAUAAAAGCCCUAUUCAGAUUCCUGGAUACCCCAAACCGCUCAUUACAGAAGUGGCGCUGAUGCUUAAGUUAAGAGAUGCGCCCUCAUGCACCAAUGUCAUACAGUUGUAUGACUGGUACGAGACUAAACACCUUUACAUUCUGGUGUUGGAGUACCCACUGCACAGCGAAUCCUUGUUGAAAUUUGUUAGUCGUGAAGAAAUACUAAGUGAAAAUACAGCAAGACAUCUCAUGCGUCAGGCGGUACUGGCAGUGCAACACUGUCUGGAUAAUGGAGUUUUCCAUGCCGACAUCCAUUGCGGAAACUUCUUGGUGCAGCAAUCAACAAUGAGCCUGAAGUUAAUUGACUUUGGGGCUGGACGUUAUCUGACGCAUGAUGAUGGCUAUGAUUCCUAUGACUUUAGGGGAGCUUCAUGUUGCAUCGAAAAAUUCGAGGCCAUGCGAAAAAACGUCUGGGCCUUAGGUAAUGUGCUGUCCUUUAUGGUGCAUGGAUCUUUCGUGGAUUCCAGGAAUCGGAGAACUAUGAAUCGUUUAUCAAAGGAAAUCAGCGAUCUGUUAAGAGGUUGCCUGGCCAAGAAUCCAAGUGAUCGUCCGACGCUCAAGCAGAUCUUAGAUCAUGACUGGUUUAAAACUAAGUCUGACGAAGUAGAGCUACUCGUAUACAAAAUGAGGGCACUAUCCGCACAAGGGGAAUGAUUGGAGAUGCUGUUUUCAUCAUUCUGAGACAUAUGGAGUUUGCUAAUCAUGUUUAUGGAUAAAUAAGUUUCUACAACCAGAAAGCGAGAAUAGCACCGACAUUAAAAGGGCCACAAUUUCUCAGGAGUUUCUGCAUUAUGUUUUAUUUCAGCCUCAGACUUCAUGAUCACAGACCGCUGGCUGAACAUCUGAUGCAGAUCCUGUCUCAUCCUUGAACACAUUAAAAACAUUUUUUUAAUUCUUAGGGCUCUAUCUUACACCCGGCGCAAUGCGCGACGCAAGUGUCUUUCGCUAGUUUCCACCCUAAUUUUCACGUUUAGCGCCGCGUUGUUUAAAUAGCAAAUGCAUUUGCGCCCCCUUUUGCGCCCAUGGGCGUUCUGGUCUAAAAACGAGGUGUGUUCCGGCGCAUUGUUGGCUGAAACGUGAGGAGAGCCGUUUGUAAAUUCUUUAUCUCCUGUUUGUUACAAAUAAAGUAUUUUUAGAGUACAAACCUUAUCUUACAUACUUGUAAAUUAUGUUUUGAUGAUAUUGGAUAGCCAUACAUUUAAAGCAAUUACAAGCCUGCUUUUUACUUCCAUGACUAAAAGAAAACGGGUUUUAAAGGUUUUAAUAAAAAAAUAACAAUUUCAAUACAAGUGAAAAACAACACAAUUAUUUAACAUUAAUCUUAAACUGGGGAUCUUCUACCUCCGCUUAGUUUUUCAGUUUACAAAGUCCGUCAUCUAAAUAGGGAUUAGAUAUAGCGCCAGCGCAACUUGCUUUUAAAGGGAAUGAGAGCUGUGACUCUCAUUGGUUUACUGCACGUUACGCCCAAAAUACUCCCAUUACAAUAGGACCAACCCUUUUCGACCAUGCGCUCGGCGCACAAACCAUUUUUCCCGUCGUUAAAUUAGCAAAAGUGGAUUCGGACACGCCCAUUUAGACGUUGCGCUGUGCGCUUUAGACAAUGCGCUUAGAUCGUUAAAAUAGGGCCCUUAAUGUUUUUAUAUUUUAAAGUUGUAGUUUCUAAUAUAUAGUUUAUCCUCUAUAGAAUCAGCUAUGUCUGGCUCUCUCUCUCUAGGGUUGUUUUUCUCCUAGGAGUUUAGGGAGUCAGGUUUAUUAAUGUAAAGCUGCUUUGAAAUAAUUAAACAAUUGUGAAAAGUGCUACAGUAUAUAAAUAAAAUUGAACUGAUAUGGAAGACUUUUCUUAUCUUUUUUAUUUGAUCAAACGGAUUAAAUAAACUGAUUGGGUUACUUAUGUACAUGUUUUUCAUAUCCAAUAUCAAACCCUUGACCUUGGUAUAAAAUACUGGGAGUUAACGUAGUAAAUCCAAUCAGACACAAUGUUAAACCUGAUGCUGUUUUAACUCAAAUAAAUAAGUACACUUGACCUAAACCUUAAAAUAUACCAUUCUUUACUCAUUUGCAUGAUUUCUCUCAUUCAUCAAGACAUUU